This is a messenger RNA of Monopterus albus (swamp eel), 1107 nucleotides long. RefSeq names its product serine/arginine repetitive matrix protein 3-like. The record is from RefSeq and is a predicted model, not a curated record. Lineage: Eukaryota; Metazoa; Chordata; Actinopteri; Synbranchiformes; Synbranchidae. The transcript is spliced from 8 exons. Gene Ontology annotation, molecular function: mRNA binding. Bases 22 to 1107 code for a protein of 361 amino acids.
CGUCCACAGCUUCAUUAUCUAAUGUAUGCUGUUUGUUUCAGAUCGGGCAGCCCAAAGAACAAACACAAAGACAAAACUAAACAGAAAAAGAGGUCCCCUGUUGAAACCCCCAGCAGGAGUUCACAGCAUCAAGGCAGCUGUUGUAGCUCCCGUAGCGCCUCCCUCUCCUCCACUCGGAGCACCUACAAAUCUCCUGCCAGGCUGAACUCCAAGCACAAGGCGGAUGGACAAAAGAUGUCCGGCACCUCACUGUCCCCCGGCCCCAACAGUCCCACCGUGUGGCACAACGGGGACCACAUCCAGCAAAGCCGCAACGGCAAGGCCGGCAGACUCAACUGCGCUGAGGGCAAGAAAGGACACGAUAAGCUCCAUCUGCUGACUGCUAGGUCUGUGAGCAUCCAGUCCACUCUGCUGAGAGAGCACAAGUUCCACCGUGCCUCCAGUAGGAGCCAAACAGGGCCAAUGUGUGCAGCAGGAGACCCUGGGAGUGUGGAUGCCAGGAGCACAGCCAUAGGGAGCUCUGUAACCCAGACAUCAGGGUGGAGAAGGAGUCAGAGAGGCCAGAAAGAGCGCUCCCACUCCCCUGCUCACAGCAGUGACUCAGCCCACUCCCAGCACAACCACACUCACAGAGGGAGGAGCUCUCGUCACCCCAAGAAGACAAAGGGUGGCCACUCUUCCAAGCGUCACCACCACUCAAGUCGAGGUCAGGCGCACCAUCGAAGCCUGUCGGCAUCUCCAGGACGACACUCGCACACAUCGGGAAGAAAGAAGGGGGAGUCACGUAACAAAGCUAGCCCCCGACAGCGCAGUAGCUCCUGGAGCAGCAGCCAUUCGUCCUCCCACUCUGCACCCAGAGACAGAGGCCCAAGCAAGGCCCAGUCCCCACACAACAGGCAGAACAACUCCAGAGAGAGGGACAGUGCCAACCGCUCCGACACUGACAGCCGAGCUCGCCGCCGCUCACGCAGUUACUCACCCAUUCGCAAAAGGAGAAGGGAUUCACCCAGCUUCAUGGAGGCUCGCAGGAUCACCAGUGCUCGGAAGCGGCCGAUCCCGUACUACCGGCCCAGUCCUUCUUCAUUCAGCUACGACACCUGGAUCUAA